Messenger RNA from Oryzias melastigma (Indian medaka), 1069 nucleotides. RefSeq names its product transmembrane protein 70 (gene tmem70). The record is from RefSeq and is a predicted model, not a curated record. The transcript is spliced from 3 exons. Gene Ontology annotation, biological process: mitochondrial proton-transporting ATP synthase complex assembly. Bases 246 to 968 code for a protein of 240 amino acids. Lineage: Eukaryota; Metazoa; Chordata; Actinopteri; Beloniformes; Adrianichthyidae. Gene Ontology annotation, cellular component: mitochondrial membrane.
ACUUUAAAAAUGUUGAUGUUUUUAAAUAGGUUGUCCAAGUUAUCAAAAUAUGGAGAAAACAACAUUUUUUCCUAAAUAUAUAUGAUAUCUGGGUUAAGGAGUCUCAACCAUGCUGAGAACAGCAGAUGGCGGUAACUCACCAAGUACGAGUUAAACUCGAAUAGAAGAAGAAAAAAACCGCAAAGAAGAAUAUAUCAUUUUAACACGUACCUCAACUAGGGUCACUGUCGGUUUUUUUUAAAACAAUGAUUUAUAUCAAUGUUCUGCGGCCAUUACGGCCGCGCUUUGUCCUCUUUCCCGGCUGCGCGCGCUUCCCGCCAGUCCGCCAUGCAGCCCAGGCGUCCGCGUGCUGUUUGAGAGGAUCGAGCCGGCUGCUCCUUCAGCCCUCAGCUGCUGCGGGAAGGCCGUUCUCCGUCCCCAUAAAGGUGUGGUCCUACUGUUCAAGCAGUCGCUGUCUCUCCUCAUCAGCGCCCCCAAAUGACGGGAACCUGAUCUACACUGGCAACUUGGGUGUUGCUGUUCGUGGCGUGAAGAUGUUCUCCUACACCACCAGUGCAGCCGCCCUCUUCCUCAUGCCUCAGAUCUUAUUCAAAACUGCCCUUGCGCUCCAGGGCUUGGCUGUUCAGGUGGCCUUUUGCGGUGUCAUGGGCUUCUUUACCUUCCUCACUCCCAUCCUUCUCCAUCUCCUCACCAAAGGCUACGUGAUCAGGCUGUACCACAACCCGGACAGCGACGUUUACACUGCUGUCACCUACAGUGUUUUCCUGUUUGAAAAGAAAACCAUCUUCCACCAAAAUCAAGUCCGUGUCCCAUCCGUCGCAAACAUGUUCACCACAUUCUACGCUGGUCGAGCAGGAAUGCUAGUGAACCCGGACUAUUUCCCGUUUCCGCAGGACUAUAACCACUUAAUGGGCUACGACAAGCCCUUCAGCUUUAGCCCAGACCACAUUGACUCUGACAGGAGCUGACGCUCACUGUUGUCCAGCUGAAGGAGGAGACAUUUGCUUAAGAUGCACAAACUGCUUCUCUACCAGUGAUGUGCUAAUAAAUUAUCAUCCUGUGGCACACA